Messenger RNA from Wyeomyia smithii (pitcher-plant mosquito), 1837 nucleotides. RefSeq lists its product as uncharacterized. The transcript has 4 exons. Gene Ontology annotation, biological process: SCF-dependent proteasomal ubiquitin-dependent protein catabolic process. The record is from RefSeq and is a predicted model, not a curated record. Gene Ontology annotation, molecular function: protein binding. Lineage: Eukaryota; Metazoa; Arthropoda; Insecta; Diptera; Culicidae. Gene Ontology annotation, cellular component: SCF ubiquitin ligase complex. Bases 221 to 1684 code for a protein of 487 amino acids.
GACUAGCUAUUCAGUGACUAUAAACUCUCCAAAUAAAAACAAACAAUGGUUUUUAGACUUUGAUAUUGCAUUGCCAGUAAUUUUUACAGAUUUUCUGUAUAUCUUAAUAUUUAUUCAUAUGAAUGUAGUGCGUAGUUUGUGCAUGUUUUAAUUACUUUGUUAAACGCCAAGUCAAUACUGAUUUACGUACCUGCUCAAAUCUGGCAAAAACAACCCAUAAAUGGCAAAAAUAAGGGACCUUCCAGAGGAGCUAAUAAUUCUUAUCUUCAGUUUUCUGAAGCUACGCGAUCGAAAAGUAGCAUCUCGUGUUUCGCGGCUUUGGAAUCGUCUGGCUUUUACGGAUAGGCCAAUGAGAACGAUCUCACUACACGUCGCUGACUAUCUAGACCCCAAACAGUACAGAGUUCUACUCAAAAGUAAUCGCUGUUAUCGUAAUCUGACACUGGAAUGGACAGAAUCUUCCAAGUUGCAUUUCAUUGUUGAUGUACUGGAAAAGUUUGGCCCAGAGCUGAGCUCUCUAAAGUUGUCAACAUACGUAGUUACACCGCUGGUCCUUGUGCGAUUCCUACGAAAAGCCCCCAACCUGAACGAGCUCAUCAUUGAGGGAAGCUUUUGCAGUGAAGGCUGCGAUGUGAUUCCAACGUUUAAAAACUUACGAGUACUUGAAUUAACUCAGCGAGGAUUCGAGGAUGAAAUAUGCAAAAUAAUCCCGAGGAUGUUUCCUAACGUAACGUCGCUAGAUUUGGUUGCAGCCGAAAAUGCUGCGUUCGAUUUGAUAUUGCAAUACGGAAAACAGCUGAAAUGUCUUCACGUGCUGUUAGAGUAUUCAUAUUUUGUACAGUUUUGUACCCUCGAUUGUUUGAGUAAUUUACGGCGACUUUACAUAUAUUGGCCACAGUCAGCUGACUUUAAAGUUUCGGUAGAAAGCUUCUAUCAUAUGGAGCUACUUGAAAGUGCCUCUCUUACUGGGGCGUUGAACGAAAACAUAUUCGAUACUGUUUGCAAGAAAUGGCAGCACUUGGAGCAUCUAUGUAUUAAUAUACAGUCUAUGAAAGCGGUGACGUUUAGGAAAAUUACACAACUGGGUAAACUGCGGACCUUAAAAAUUCAAGGUUCUAUACGGGAAGGAAACUUUCUGAAGGAUGUUCAGUUACCCAAAAUAAGCCAUCUUGUUUUGGAUGGAAUCUCGACGAGCAACAAUUUCUACGGGCAUCUGGCAAGUUUCGUGCCCAAUGUGAGGUAUUUGAAAAUUUACGAUCACACUUUCGAAAACGCUCACUUACGUUUGCUGUGUACUACUCUGACGUCUCUUCGUGCACUUUCACUGGAUUAUUGCUACCAGGUAAAAGAUGAUGGAUUUCAGUUUUUAAACAGACUAACGAAUCUCAUUGAAUUGCAAUGUUGGUCGAUACCCAUGUCUGAGAAUGCGUUUCUCAAAUUUCCUAAAUGUCGCAACCUGCGAACCUUUAGUGUAGGUGGAAGUGGAUGGAUCACGAACAAAGCAAUAUUGGAUAUCCCUACGGUAUUUCCAAACCUAAUCGAGCUGCAAAUCAUCGACUGUACCAAAGUGGAUGAGGACACAAUAUGGACUCUUCAGAAGCAGAUGAAAAAAUGCUCGGUAGUGAAACUCGAGAAACCGGAGUUCGAUACCUAUAACGAAGCUGUGUGGCAGAAGUGUUGGUGAUUUAACAUCGGUGUACUACAUAUCUGUGAUAGUUCACUGUUUUAUGCAUAUCUUGCCAACAUGGCAGCUCGUUCGAAAAACUGCCUAUUUAUUGUCGAAUUGGAACAUGGUUGACUGUGUGUAAAAUUAGUAUACUGUGUUACAGAAACAUCA